GCUAUUUUUUUCACACAGGAAGAAGAAGAAGGGUCCCACUUUGAAAUGUUGUGUCAUGUGUUGAAGAAGUGAAUUAGUCACUUAAGGAGUUUUCUGAAGCUCUCUAAUAAUAAAGGAAUCAAUCAACCGGUAGAUUUACCGUAAACCUUCGUGUUUACGGUGAAGUUUAAAGCGGGCUCGUGCUGUUGUGGAUGGCUGUAGCUAGCUUACUUUAGCUAACAGUGAUGUCCUCGUCGUGGACAGAGCGCCAGGGAGAGGUGGGAGACCUGGGACACCUGAGUAAAGAAGAACUACAGGAACUGCUACUCCGACAAGAAAGGAUACUCAGUAACAAGAGGUUAUUGCAGACUCUACCUGACAAAGGGAAAAAGAUAAAAGACUUUGCAGAUAAAGUGCGUCUUGCCAUUGAUGAUCACAGUGAGGAGGAGAGGAGACGAAGCCUAGUGUCUGUUGCGAGGACAGAGUUACAGUCCAAGUACCAGCAGGCUUUUGCUCACCGGCGUGCUGCCUCCAUCACACCAGCAGCCUCACAUCAAAACAGGCAAAAUGAGGCUGCUGCACAGGAGAGCGAGACCUCACCUGCCUCAGCGCAAGUGCAACAAAACCACACUUUGGACGAGCAACGAGAGUCGUUUGUCUCCGGAGCGACUGCUGUGGAAACCAUGGAAACGGCAGCUCGUGGGGCCUCUGUGAACUCUGAUGAAACAAAAGAGGGUGACCUUGUGGAGGCCCUGGAAAGGGUCACGGUGUCUGGAACUACUACUGGUGGCAGCAGCGAAUCCAAAGAGCCAUUAAACAGCAGUGCAAGAGACAAUUACUUUCUCAGAAAGCAACCACCAAAGAAGCCUCACUAUAUAACUGUCCUGGAAAAAACAGAGAAGUCUGCAGCUCCCAGGAAGCAAAAAUUUAAACCAAAUCAGCUGCCUCAUAGAAGUGACGUCUCUCCAUCAGGAUCCUCGUCACCCAGUCAGUCCUCCGAAGGCUCAUCGCCACUGUCUGCGCAAGCCAGGAGGGAGCGGGACAGAAAACACCUGGAUGACAUCACUGCUGCCAAACUCCCCCCUCUCCAUCACAAUCCAGCCCAGCUCCUAUCUCUGGAGGAGUCAGCCGCACUGCUGAAGGAGCAAACCAAGAAACAGCUGGAGUUGCAGGCCAAGCUGGCAGCCCAGAAACUGUCUGAAGGAUUGAAGAUCUCUAUGGGGAGCUACACUCCUGACGGUGGCCCCAUGGCUGCCUACAGAGAGGUUCACGAUGAAGGAGCCCAGCUCUCCUCAGAGGAAGACUGAUCCUGGAGGGCCAGCUGGGGGACCAGUGUGACCUUGGCCCUGAGGGAAAGAGGCUUUGGACCUUGUGAGCAGGACCCAUCAGACAGGAUUUUCACUCCAAGGGCAACAAUUCUUCAAAGAGGAAAAGGGUCUUUUGCAUGGUGUGAAGGAAUAGUCGGUAUCCCAGACUCGGCUCAGGAAAUUGAAUGACAGGUUGAGAAACUAGCUUACUUAAUUGUCAUUCAGUCUGUAGUGGGUUCAGUUGUUUCAGCGUUCUGCAGGAAUAACAACACCUUCCGCUGACUACGACUCUUAAGUGCUAAAUUUGAAACAUGUGUCAUGUGGGAAAGUGUUUCUUGUCAGCAUGCUGAGACUGAUGACAUCAUGGCUUUGAGUGCUGUUCGCUGAGGUUUCUGUUUUUAGUAUUUUUAAUAAUUCAAUGCACUUAAAGCUCAUAAGCGGUGACUGUUUACAGCUUUGUGGAGAAGCAGACGUGAGCCUGCAAAUAGUUAUAUCAAACUUCAAUGUUACAGAAUGUGUAACACGAACAAAUAAAUCACAUGAUUUCCUAAAUGUC
Oreochromis niloticus (Nile tilapia) is the source of this 1842-nucleotide messenger RNA. It is a transcript of the gene polr2m, whose product is annotated as RNA polymerase II subunit M. Gene Ontology annotation, biological process: intracellular signal transduction; transcription elongation by RNA polymerase II. The record is from RefSeq and is a predicted model, not a curated record. The coding region runs from base 225 to 1286 and encodes 353 amino acids. Gene Ontology annotation, cellular component: intracellular anatomical structure; nucleus. Gene Ontology annotation, molecular function: transcription elongation factor activity. Lineage: Eukaryota; Metazoa; Chordata; Actinopteri; Cichliformes; Cichlidae. The transcript has 4 exons.